Molecule: messenger RNA, 6911 nt
Organism: Perca flavescens (yellow perch)
Lineage: Eukaryota; Metazoa; Chordata; Actinopteri; Perciformes; Percidae
Gene: mcm3ap
Product: minichromosome maintenance complex component 3 associated protein
Biological process (GO): mRNA export from nucleus
Cellular component (GO): nucleus; cytoplasm; transcription export complex 2
Molecular function (GO): RNA binding
Source: RefSeq, a predicted model, not a curated record
AUGUAACGUUAGGUCCCCGAAACUGAUUAUAUACGCGUUCUCUGGCGUGUGUAGCUAGAUAAUAACAUAGUUGAGAGACAUUAAACAUAUUCUAUCGUUUACGGAAAAUGGUGCCUCGCCUGUGGAAAACCUAUUUUGACCAAUGAAUCGGUCACAACGUUGGCAGUAGCGGGGACCUAAAAAAGUGUCGGACCGGAACAGGAUGUGGGAAAAUAUGUUUGAACCGGUUUGAGCUAAACAAAAAAAAUACAAAAAUCAACAUAGCAAACACAAACUGUGAAAGUGUUCUGUGGACUUUUACGUGAUAGGGUGGUACAUCGACAAACUUGAAAGACGGUAACAGUGUUACAUAUGUAUGCCGCUUAAAUGCCUGGAUGAGAAGCAUUUAUUUCAACAAAUAACCAAGGAUACUAGCUAAACCUCCGCUAAUAUUUGCGCCAUGAAUCCAUCCAAUCCGUUUGGCAGUCCACAAGGUGGAGCUUUCCAAGCCCCAAGCAACACUGUGAAGACUGGUUUGUUCCAGUCAUUUGGACAACAAAAUCCUAGCAAUCAGCCCCAAACUAUGGGUUUUUUUCCACCAUCAGCGUUUGGACAACCAUCUGUCUUAAAUCAGCCCUCGCCUCAUGGAAAUACCGUUUUCGGACAGACCCCUGCCUUUGGACAGUCGUCAGCACAGACCCCCUCGCUGCCAACAAUAAGCCAAGCUCCAGCAUUUGGACAGACAUCAGUAGGAAUGAGUAGCUCAGGCUUUGGUAAUGGCGCUGCACCAGCUUUUGGACAGACUAGUGGACCGAAUCAGAGUUCAGUCUUUGCCCAGACGACUUCAUUUGGGCAGACGUCUGCCUUUGGGCAGGCUCCAGGAUUUGGUCAGCAACCCCCUGGGUUUGGCCAACAGCCCCCUGGGUUUUCAAACACCCAUAUGGAUUCUGGCUCUACCACUGCCUUAGGGCAACCUCAGCCACUGGGUUUUGGACAGUCUGUGUUUGGACAGCCGUCCUCUACCAGUGUCACCACCAGUGUAUUUGGCACAGCUCCGAGUGCGACCCCGAGCAGAGGCUUCGCAUCACCCAAAUACAGUUUCAAGCCGGCCAAUGAGGCAGUGUUCAAACCCAUCUUCAGUGCUAGCCCUGAGCCUGCUAACCCUCAAACUAAUGCAAUGUCAGGCUCACCUUUUGGCAGCAGUGGGUCCCAGACAAGCUCCAGCACCAUGGGCGGCAGCAUUAGCAUCACCACCACCACUGGCUCCUCUCUGCCCACUGGGGCUCAGUCUGGCCAGCUGGGCUUCAGCUUCUCACAGCCAGCUUCAGCUCCCUCUAUCUCUGCUCAGGACAAUCCACUAACAACCGGCAAUAGGAGCACUUCUUACAACACGCCGCAGUUCACAUUUUCUCAGCCAGCUGCACCCUCCAGCUCCAGCCCUAAGGUACCAACCACCCAGCCCACCACCCCAUCGUCUUUUAGGUUUUCAGCCAAAGCCCUCCAGCCCCAGACAAAACCACUUUUUGGAGGAACCAGUUGUGGUCAGCCCUCAGUUUUUGUUGACACCAGAGCUAAAGCAGAGACUAGUACAGAGGAGAAAAGAAGCAACCUUGAGGGACUAGGAGACCCAAAUAUAUUUCGGCGACUUAGCAAAGGCACCAAGCGCAAGGAGGAUCCAACAGUCGGCAGCACUGGCCCAGAGAAGCAUGCCGUAGGAGAGGAGGAGGAGGAGGAGGAGGAUGUUCCAGCAGAAGCAGAUUCACCAAGACACCCUUCAAAGAGGCCCCUAAUGAGGUCCCGCGGCCCACCAGUAGGCUUAUUUGGUAGGGCAUUAAGUGGUAUUCGUAGAGAUGUCUCUAAACCAGUGAGGCGAGAGGCUGCAAAGGAGACUCAGCAACAAGCGCCGAAGUGGGAGGAGACAGAGAGGGAAGACAUCCAAGCCCAGGGUGACGACCUACCUACAACUACACCACCCACAGUGCAAGCUCUGACUAGGGAUGUCCUAGAAAAAGCUGAAGAGUCAGACUCCGCAAAAUCCCCUGACUCAAACCUUGACAUCACAACCCCUGUGAGAUGUGCCAGACGCAGGGAGAGCUCGGAGAGCCUGAGCGGCAUGUCUCCCACCGACUGCACCAUCAUCCGGUGCAUGAAUGUGCCUCCAGCCUACAACAGGAAGGAAGUGAUCGAGAAGCACUUUAGUCGUUUUGGCAAAGUCCGUAGAGUCUUCUGCCGGACUGGCAAGAACAUGGUCAUAGUACACUUUGAUGAUCAUGCAUCAGCGGCAAAGGCAAAGAAGAAAGGCAAACUCCUGCAUAGACACGAACUCACUCUCUUGUGGCAGAGAAAGAAGCAGAGUCCCGGGGACAAAGGGAGCAGACCUGCCGCAGCAAAGGAGGAGGGAGAAAGUCAGGAGGACACAGAGUCCAAGGCUGCUUUCUCACCACUCAGAAAACCUGCACACAGAAGUUCUGCAGUCCCCAGCAUGAUGGCCGUCAGCCGCAGUUCCCCGGCGAAGAAGUCGUCCUCAGCCAAGUCUCUGCAGUUUGACACUGAAGCCCAGAGAGAGAGCAGCACAGAGGCCCAGAGCUCCGAGUGCCCAGUCCCCUCCUCCCUCCUCCACCUCAUUGGCCAGAUGGCUGAGACCGCCGAGGACAAGUUCCGCCUCCUGGAGCAGAGAGACAAGAUCCUGCGUCAAGGUCGGCCCAAGAGGACGGACCUGAACCUGUCGAAGGUGUUUGUGGGGACGUGUCCUGACAUGUGUCCAGAGAAGGAGCGGUACAUGAGGGAAACCCGGAAACAGCUGAGCAUAUUCGAGAUCCUCCCGGAUACGGAGAUGGUGGACCACUCUGCAGCCAUCAAGGAGUACAGCCGCUCAUCAGCCGACCAGGAAGAGCCCCUGCCCCAUGAGUUGCGACCCCUGCCUGUGCUCAGUAUGACCAUGGACUAUCUGGUGACUCAGAUCAUGGACCAGGGCCAUGACAACUACCGGGACUGGUAUGACUUUGUCUGGAACAGGACCCGCGGCAUUCGCAAGGACAUUAUCCAGCAGCACUUGUGCUGCCCAUACACGGUGUCGCUGAUUGAGAAGUGCACACGCUUCCACGUACACUGCGCUCACCACCUCUGCGAGGAGCACAUGUCGGCUUUUGACGCCAAGAUCAACAACGAGAACAUGACAAAGUGCCUGCAGAGUCUCAAAGAAAUGUACCAGGACCUGGCCACGCGUCAGGUCUUCUGUCCCCUAGAGGCCGAGUUCCGCCAGUACAGCGUGCUGCUGAAGCUCAACGACGGCGACAUCCUGCGUGAAGUGCAACAAUUCCGCGACGAGGUGCGCAAUUCCCCUGAGGUGAAGUUUGCCGUGCACGCAUUCACUGCAGUCAACAGCAACAACUUUGUGCGCUUCUUCAAGCUGGUGAAAGGAGCUUCCUACCUCGCUAGUUGCCUCCUACACAGAUACUUCAAUCAGGUCAGAGCUAAGGCCUUGAAGACCUUGAACUUGGCCCACACGGUGGGUCCACGGUCGACUGCGUUUCCAGUUGAGGACAUAGUUCGGAUGUUAAUGUUCCGCAACACUGAUGAGGGAAUUGACUUCAUCCAGCAGUACGGCCUGACUGUCAACGAUGGUGUGGUAGAGCUGAGUCGGGUAGCCUAUCAGGAGCCAGAGCUGCCUCUGUCCCAGAAGAAGUCAGACGUCAUCCUCGCAAAGAAAACUGUGUUGAUUGGACAGGUGGUGCACGGAGGCCCCCUCCCCAGCCUUCCGCAGCACAUCCCCGUCUGCUGCUUUGACUCCCAGAACAGAUUCCGUGGAGAAGGCCCUCUGGCUGAGCCCACUCCAAGCCAAUUUAAAGGAAUCACUGCCAAGGUGGAGGUGAAGGCACCACCCAGCGUUGAGUUGCUGUCGCAGAUCGUUCCAGACAUGCCCGCUGUGUUCAGGCUGCCUCCAGCCGUUCUAGACGAGAAGGGAGAGCCCAGUGAACCGUGUCCCAGCACGGCCCACCCAGCAGAUGCCCAGCAGUUGUUCCAGCCCAUAUCUCAACCUCAGCCUGUCAAACCGCCAUCACCUCCACCCAAACCUCGGCCGGCGUACAGCAAUGAGGACAUAAUGGCUGAACUGGACUGUGUGAUUGAAGAGGUGUUGGAAGUAGCAGUGAGGCAGGUAGCAGACGCUGGUGCCAGCUAUGCCACCGCAGCGCUUGCGGAGAGCAGUGUGCAGGCAGACUCUCUGGUGAGUGAGGUGCUGGGACAGAUGCUGCAGGAGAUGUCCUCCACCGAGAUAAAGCUGGAGCAGGAGCGCAUUGCUGAAGAGAAACGCAAGCUUGAAGAAGCCAGGAGGAGGCAGGAGCACGAGGCCUUCCUGGUUCAGUACAGCUUCUCUCUCUGCACAGAACUCAUGUACGAAGUUUUAAGUGAGACCAUCAAGGAGACGGCAACCUCUGAGAUCCAACAAGCAGAGAAUGAGAAAGCAAACCGUGUAGCUAAAUGCACAGAGCAGGUCUGUACCAGUCUAGUUGAGGAGACUUUGAAUGCAGACAUUGCUCUGUUGGUUGAAGAAAUUCUUGAAGCCGAGCUGCAGCGCAUCCACAAAUACAUCAAAAGGUGGCGUGAUGUGGUGGCAGUGCGUCGGCAGCUGAAGAGACAGAUGAGAGGUUUCCCUGCAGCUCCCUGCUGCGUGGACCCUCGAUUCAAACUGAAGGCGCUGGCUCCCAGCGCCCCUGCACAGCCCUGCAUAGCAGAUCUGGCCCGGGGUCUGGUCAACUUGGGAAACGCCGGCACGCUGGCCCUCUCCAGCACCAGGUUGUUGAGAGUGAGACAAGAAGCGAUCCACCAGAUGAGAGUUCACUACUACUAUCAGCAGCUGCUCGAUGAGACAGUGUGGGCGCCACUCGACCUGCCAGCAUUUGUGACAGAAAAUAUCCCCAACCCACCGGACCGAAUCUUCUGGAAAGCUGUUCUCCUCCUACCGAGUGACCACGAGAGUGAAGCCAGCCUGGCAGACAGGAUCCUGUCAGACUGGCUGGAGGUGAAGCUUGGUGGCGGUAAGGACUCAGAGGUGAGGGAGGAGCAGCUAGAUGGCACGCUGCAGACCCUCUAUGUCACCAACACACUGCAGGAUAAUGGACAACGCACUCACAAAGUUCACAUCAGCAUCAAGGCGUCCCGAGGCCCUCUGACCGAAGACGGCCUGUCCAAAACCGAGGGGAGCGGUGAGCUCCAGGGGACGGGAGCCCUUAUAAUGUUGCUCCCCGCGAUGCCCGUCAUCAUCGAGCCCGGGCACGACGAGCAGGAUCUACAACUGCUGUCAGCCCUGCUUCAGCUCAAACAGCUACAGCAAGCCAGCACCUGGCACCGCCCGCUGCCUCUGGCCAUUCUGGUGCCAGGGCCCAAGUGUGGCACUGGGGAUACACAGCAACUCCAAGAAGCCCUGAUGCUGCACACACUGGUCCAGGAAGGCCUGAUAUCGGAGUUCACAUUCUUCUUCAUACCAGAGACCACAAGUGAUAUACAGGGAUCCCAACAGCUGAGCCAGGCUACACGUUGGCUGCUGGCCCGUGCUCCCCCACCCUUCCCACUCUCCUGUCAGACCCUGGUGCAGCUCGUAGAGGCCAGUUUGAGCCAUGAGUUCAGUCCCAGAGUUUACGCCCAUCGGCAGGAGCGGGCUGCUGCAUGUCUUCCUCCCGAGGACCCUGGGCCCGUCAUCAAGCUGUACAACGCUGUCCUGGCUCACAUUGCUGACAAAGUGUCGUCCCAGGAUCUCAGCAGACUCUCGUGGCCGCCAGGCGAGUUCUGCCUGCCUGAUACUCGUGACUUUGUCCCUCAUUUGGGCUGGAACUCUGCCCAACACCUGGCCUGGUUACGCCAAGCCAUCCUCAGCCUGCAGCUGCCACAGUGGGAGCAGCUCUCUGCUACAGACUCGUGGUCGGAGCUCUGCUCCUCUAUCUUUCGCUAUGCUGCUCAGAUCCCAGUCUCACGCCGCAGUCAGCCUCUGCUAAUGUCACGGCUGGAAAACCUUCUGGAAAGGGUCAGGCUAAAGGGUCGCCGUACCCGAAACCCCAGAUCCAAGGUAACCGUGACUCACUGGGACGACGGAGAGGAGAUGGUGGGUCCAGCCUUCAGUCAGAUUCCUUGGGACGACGUGUUGGUGAUUUGCAUAGACCACAAGCUGAAAGACUGGCUGAUCCCAGGACCACCUGUCUGUGAAGAUGCGGUUACCGAUGAUGGGGAGAUCCUGGUUUACCUCCCCACAGAGUCAUUAAAGGGUUUCCAGCCUCCAGAGGAGUGGACCCAGACCAUCAGACGAACCCACAGAGAGAAGCAGCAAGAGAGGGAAGGGGCGGCCGCGGCUGCUUGUGCCAUGCCCAGCAGUCCAUCCCUCAGACAGAGGUUGUUCCACAGUGUGGUGGAGCCUCUCGAGGCCCCGACAGCCCCGCUGGACAUCACGCACACUCCCACAGCACAAGAGCUACUGGCCCACAACGUCCUCCGGAGCUUAGAGAAAGAGAAGGCUGAAAGCAAAAGGAGCAUGGAGCAGCUUCAGCGUUGGCUGGAUGGGGACCCCUUGGACCACUUGUCCACAUCGCUUUUUAUUCCAUCGUCCACUCUGUUGUCCAUGCCCAGCACCACCAUAAUGCAUACACCCACAGCCCAGACUCGAGAUGCCCCUCUCACACAGGAGCCAGAGCCUAAUGAUCUGAUGGACCAAGCAGACUGGCCUAAAGCUCCGCCUGUAUCUAUGGCAUUGCGAUUGAAGGAACUCGAGCAACAGAUCUUGGCAAGCCAUGAGGAGGAGCUGGCCUGCAGACUGAGGCUGAGUAGUCUGCUGAGCAUUGUUGAUGAUUGAUGGACUAUUGAAGGGAAAUUAAAACAAAGGACUCUACGCCUAUGCAAACAUUUUAAAACAGACAACAUAUAAAAAACUUCUGCCUGAAGCGAAA